This is a messenger RNA of Thamnophis elegans (Western terrestrial garter snake), 912 nucleotides long. RefSeq lists its product as uncharacterized. The coding region runs from base 1 to 912 and encodes 303 amino acids. NCBI's taxonomy places the organism in Eukaryota, Metazoa, Chordata, Lepidosauria, Squamata, Natricidae. The record is from RefSeq and is a predicted model, not a curated record. The transcript has 3 exons.
AUGCCAGAAGAAAGAAUCUAUUCCUCUGGACGAGAAGCUUACUUCAACCUGAACUCAACAUGGUACGACCCAGCGGGAUCCUGGCUCGAUACCCGCCGCAAACCCUUCCGCUACGUUGACAACACCGCCUGCGUGACGUGUUGCAACCCCAGGAGCAACGUCCCCCGGAGAGGGGGCCAUAAUUACCGCUGCUACUGCUACCGCCUGUGCACUUGUACGCCAGGAGGCAACCCAAGAGUUACAUGUUGCGUUCACAACCCUUCAGGAGGGCCCCGGGAUUAUUGGGGGCGUCCUAUCGGCGAUGCCUGCGAUGGGUGCACCGGGGGACACUAUUCUCACACGGGGUCAGAUUGUGGGUCGUGUUGUGGGUCCGUGGGAGGAUGUGGCACUGGAGGAGGGGCGGUGGCUUGUGCUCAACCAUCUGGAGGAGUGUGUGCUGAACCAGGUUGUAGACCUACCGGUAGAGGCGUAUGCGCAGAACCUUGCGUAACGUCUUCUGGAAGAUGUGGUAGUAGAAGAGGAGUGUGUGCUGAACCAGGUUGUAGACCUACCGGAAGAGGCGUAUGCGCAGAACCUUGCGUAACGUCUUCUGGAGGAUGUGGUAGCAGAAGAGGAGUGUGUGCUGAACCAGCAUGCCAAGAUCCUCCCGGUCCUAUCCCCUCCUCGUUUAGUGGCCGUUCGGAGUUGCAACCACACUGGGAAAAGCGAAUGAACGUCAAUCAACCUCGGUUUAUUACAGUCUUAGACCAGGCUGAAUGUGGCCUUUUCACGCUUGCCACGUUUGCUCACCAGCCUCCUACACAACCAGAUAAUGCUCCUUUAUCCCCACAACCAGGCCUCACGCCCAUUCGCCACUGGCUCUAUGCCCACGGACUGAAUCUUGCCGUUGAUAAUCUUCAAGGAAUGUUUUAG